This is a messenger RNA of Staurois parvus, 642 nucleotides long. The record is from the annotation of a GenBank genome assembly. Lineage: Eukaryota; Metazoa; Chordata; Amphibia; Anura; Ranidae.
AUGGGAAGAAAAAAAUUUAAUAUGGACCCAAAAAAGGGUAUCCAAUUCCUUAUAGAAAAUGACUUAUUACAGAACACACCAGAAGACAUAGCACAAUUCCUUUACAAAGGAGAAGGCCUGAAUAAAACUGUCAUUGGUGAUUACUUGGGAGAAAGGGAUGAUUUUAAUAUCCUCGUUCUCCAAGCAUUCGUUGAACUCCAUGAGUUUGCAGAUCUGAAUCUUGUCCAAGCACUAAGACAAUUUUUGUGGAGUUUCCGGUUGCCUGGAGAGGCCCAGAAGAUUGACCGCAUGAUGGAAGCUUUUGCUGCACGUUACUGUCUGUGUAAUCCUGGGGUGUUUCAGUCCACAGAUACAUGCUACGUCCUGUCUUUUGCCAUCAUCAUGCUGAACACCAGUUUACACAAUCCCAAUGUAAGGGACAAACCAUCAGUCGAGCGCUUUAUAUCUAUGAAUCGCGGAAUUAAUGAAGGUGGAGAUCUUCCGGAAGAAUUAUUAAGGAAUUUGUAUGAAAGUAUUAAGAAUGAACCCUUUAAAAUCCCAGAAGAUGAUGGGAAUGACUUGACGCACACAUUCUUCAACCCUGAUCGAGAGGGCUGGCUCCUAAAAUUAGGUCAGUUGAAUGAUUUUUCUGUUGUAUAUUAG